UCUGCAUUCAUUGUUAUAGUGUUCUAAAGUAAUUUAUCUGCAACUUACGCACAUGUUGCGGCUUGUGCCACGUGUGCCGGUUUUUUAACCUUCACAUUGUUGUGCAUUUUAUCGUUCACCAUUUGCCCCUCUUUGAGUCACCUGCCGCGCCAACUUUACGAUGAUGUGUAUCUUUUCCAUACUCUUUCGCUUGAUUAGUUUCUGGGUGUCCAUGCUCCAGCUCUGCUUAAAUCUCCCGUUUCCUAAUAGGACAGUUUCACCUCAGUAGGUCCUACUGAAAUACAUGUUUUGAUUUGUAUACAAUGGACCGAAUUUGAUAAUUGUGGCAUUUUAAUGAAUAUGUUACAAUAUCUACACUGCCUGGAGCACAUCCUUCAAGCAUUAGAACAUUUUUUGAAGGAGGAACAAGUAGCACGCGUUACCGAAGGGUAGGAUACUGUGGCACAAGAAAGUGCCCAGGAAGCAAAAAAAAAAAAAAAGCACGUGGAAUGUGAUGUAAUAAUCACAUUUAACUGGGGACGUAUUAUUUAUUAUUUUAUGUAUGUUUGUACGUUUCUUUUUUCAUUGGUUUGAAUAAAGUGUGCCUGAAUGAAGACAAUUGAAGAGAAUAAUCACGAAGUAUAAUACGGCUGCCUGAGCACUUUGCAGUCGCAACUUGACAUGAAGCUCGUAACAGAAUGGCAAACACAUAGUUACUUCUGGCACACAUUUUUCGGCUGUCUAUAAACCUCUUGAAUUUAUUUUCUUAUUUAGAUCUUACUACGUGGCCGCUACACUUGAAGAAGUAAGAUUAAGAAAUUCUGCACAUCGUGAUUUCUGAAAUAUUGGCAUGGUAAGCAACGAAAACUGAGCAGCGAGAACUGCUCGAUUUGUUUUUCAUCUUUCCCCAAUGGCUUAUGAAAUCAGUGUUCUGAUUAGGUAGACGCUAUUUACGUAGAUUAAACCAGGAAACGUCUCACCGGAAUAGCGGCACCGUUAAGCGAAGUCUUGCUUGAUGUGUUCAUUAUCGUCAUGUGUCGUCAACUCAGGUCGGAGCAGCGGAUUACACAUGGCGUGGAAGCCUGCGUGGGCAAGAUUCGCCAGGUUGUCGAGCGUGGCGGAGUGGCCUCUCCCAAGCCCAGCGUCGGCGUCUUGGGCUGGAACCGGCACAUCCACCUGCGUGACACGCUGCCGUGUGUGUUGCGGAUGCCAAACUCCACCAAUGCUGUGGGCAACAGUGAGACGAACGGCGUGGCGACUCGAAGCAGCUGCCUUAGGAGGCUACACGCGAGGUUCGCCCAGCCCAGAGCAGACGGCAUUUCGGCGGCGCACGCGAGCAACGGCGCACAAUGACGACUGAGGAUUCGCUCGUCGUCUCGUGCAGCCGUCACGCUUCCAUCUUCUCGGCAGCACCCUGUCCAGGCUGUUGCUGCAGAACAACUCGCGGCUCUCUAGGCAGCCUUACUGUCACCUCAGCUGCCUUUGUCUUAAGCUGAAGACACGACGGUGCGGUCACUGCUUGCCUGGUGACAGGCGACCUUCACGUAGACUCCCUCUGCUGGUAGCGCGGGUUCGAUGGGCGCAUUUGGAAGCGGACUGGGGCCCCCCCUACAUUGAUGUACCAGUCUCUUUGGCCGCAGUAAACGCUGCGAGCGAGUCUCCGUGUCGCCAUCUGGGGGAUGAUCGUGCAGCGAAACAGAUUCGCCACUAGCGACGAGCGCCGGCAUUUUUUUUCUGUAAAUUUUUGGACUCUUUCAAUUUAUUUGUGUGUAUGUAGCAUUGUUAAAUGGCUUUCAAAUAUAGUAUAUUGUGAUUGAA
Dermacentor andersoni is the source of this 1797-nucleotide messenger RNA. NCBI's taxonomy places the organism in Eukaryota, Metazoa, Arthropoda, Arachnida, Ixodida, Ixodidae. The record is from RefSeq and is a predicted model, not a curated record.